Molecule: messenger RNA, 10759 nt
Organism: Mus musculus (house mouse)
Lineage: Eukaryota; Metazoa; Chordata; Mammalia; Rodentia; Muridae
Gene: Tmem167
Product: transmembrane protein 167
Exons: 4
Coding region: 58-276 (72 amino acids)
Cellular component (GO): Golgi membrane
Source: RefSeq, marked validated
AUCCUCUUCCGCCCCGGCCCGGAAGGGUGAUGUGGCUGGACCAGCACCGGCCUCACUAUGUCUGCCAUUUUCAAUUUUCAGAGUCUGUUGACUGUAAUCUUGCUGCUUAUAUGUACAUGUGCUUAUAUCCGAUCCCUGGCACCCAGCAUCCUGGACAGAAAUAAAACUGGACUAUUGGGAAUAUUUUGGAAGUGUGCCCGAAUUGGGGAACGCAAGAGUCCUUAUGUCGCCAUAUGCUGUAUAGUGAUGGCCUUCAGCAUCCUCUUCAUACAGUAGCUUUGGAAACUACCAGCAUGUGCUUGCUAUCAGACUGUAAACAAGGACUUGCCUCCAGAAAAUAAUGGGAAGAAUGGUUAAGCCAUUUGUCUCUGAACAUGGAAUGAGAUAAACUUCAAGAUGCUGUUCUCUAUUUUUAUGCUAUUGGACCAAUGAGCUGAAUGAAUAAUUAAGAUGUAACAGUUCAAUACACAGGAAUGUGAUUGUAUCCAUCAACCUCAGUUCUCUCACUCCAGUAUUACAUUCUGCAAAUGUCAUUCUGUUGUGUCAGGACUGCUUUUCAUAAGGUUCUUCGGGCACGAAGUAGAAACCCAGUGGCAAAUUCCAAGGCUCCUUUGACUAGGGCUUCAAAAUAAUGUCUUCACAGAAUGGUACCUUCUAGCGACUGGCCUAUUUUUAUUGAGAAAAAAACUUGUUCUAUUUUUGUUGUUGUUACUGUUCUUAUGGAUUGCAUUCAUAUUUAAACCCUUUGGAUUGCUAACCAGAGUACCUCUAUUCUUGGCAAAUUCCGCAGUUUAUUACAGGUGUUUAAAGUAUUUUAAACAAAACUCUGAAUUUCUUUAGUUAGCCUAAGAGUUGGCUUCUAGUCACAAAGAUACAGCUGCCACACUGUGACGAAGAGCACCUUAGAAAGAAAAGCAGCAAGUGAGCGGUGAGCAAGUAAGCACCGUGCAGUCUUCGUUCUCUGUAGUCUUGUCUUCCAAAUAGAACGUCCAUCGUAGUUACCCAAAGGUGGUAUUUGUGGUGUUCUUAAUGCAGUGCUUUAAGUCUAGUGUAUGUUCUGUCAGCUUGAACUGGAAUCUCUCUUGUAACUUUGUAGGUUAUAAACAUAUCUCAUAUCUGCUUUAGUCUGGGUACUAUGCUCUAAGUACAUUUCAGCUUUGACACAGAAUGUGAAUAGACGAAUAUCAAAGGAUACUUACAAGUUUGUAUCCAACAUUUCUUCAGGUUCAGCUGAAAAUCAGUUACUGUUUCAAAACAAAGAGGAAUUAAAUCCUAGCUGAAAACUAUACAUAGCAUUUAUUAAUUAAUUACUGGGUUUAACUGCUCUUUUUAAAAGUUUGAAAAAGAAAAAAAAAAUUUUUUUCUUAGAAGUGAAGUUUCUAUAAAAACAAAGCCCUGAACUUGCAGUCUUCACUGUGUAGCCCAAAUGGCCACCAGAGCUAGCUAGACCAUCAGCUUUGACAUCGUGCUUGAAGCUGUGGAGGACAGUGUAGUAGUCUAACAUCUAGGAACGCCUACUUGGUUUGUAGAGGUUGCUUGUUUUUAAAAAGAUUUUUGGGAUGUCUGCAGCUAGUUAAAACUGGUCUAUUUUUAUGAUAAUUAUUCUACUCUGAAUUUCACCUUAAGCUUUGUAUUAGGUCAAGGAUUUUCACUGUGUCCCAAAAGUAGGACUCCCUCGUCACCAUAUUUGUGCACAGUAAGUAGUCACCUAUCACUUUGAUUUCUGGGUGGCCAUCUGUUCAUCAUCACUAACAACAUUUCCAGAAAUGUUGUCAACUUUUUUCCUAAGUUAACAUGCAUCUCAUAUCAAAAUGGAGAGAAUAAGAAUCAUCUAAUAUGUUCUCUUUAGUUUGACAUUUUAGACAAUGUAGGUGGAAAUUAGAGGAAGACAUAGUUAACUUGAAAUAUGCAUGGUAACAUACAACUUUUCGCGGUAUGUAGAUACUGAGCAGUCUAGACAGGUAUUUCUAGCCACUACCGUCCUGAUCGUUUAAAGUACAGGCUCUUUAGGGGUGUAGGAAAGCUGCAAAGAUAAAAGAAUCAUAUAAAGAAAGGCAAUUAGCAUUUUUGGUGUACAAACACUGACUCCUGUUUUCUGAGCCACGGGGUCGUGUGGGAGGUGUGAAGCCCACAGAAUAUUUAGCUGUCUUUGUGAGUGGGGUGUGGAGGAGCAGUAAAGCACUUCGGGCAGCUGGCAUCUACACAGACUGUAAACACAAAGCUUAGCGGGCGAGGAGCACUAAGACUCAGGUCUGACAAUGUCCACAUGUUCUCCCUGGCUGCCUUGUUGGCCCUAGAAUCUUCAGUCCAUGUCCCCACAUUUGUUUUAUGUUGCUGUUUGGUUUCUGAUUAGCUUUAUCUGGGCCAUUGACAGGGCAGGAUAUGUCUUGCUUCCAGGUAGUCUUGCAAGAUAGUCAAAAGGACACAUGUCAAAUUGGUCUUAAUAGUUUUAAAAAGUUAAAAUUCCAAUAUGGUGUCCUAUUGAUACCUUUUCUACUUAGGCUGGAAACUACCAUAUAUGUUUCAAUUCAAGGUGUUUCCUGCUGGGGUUAGUAAGAAUAUAAAUUUAUAAUAAAUUUGUUCAUCUUCUUAAUAAAAUUAGUCUUGUACCAUAGGGUGACACAGAGUUCCAUAAAUUAACUCUUCCAAGUUUACAAAGACAAACAAAUCCUUGCCUCCAUUUGUGAAAAUUAUUUAACACUUGUAAAUAAUAUUUUUUUCAGGAAACAUUUACACAAUUGGUAUGGCAUGUGACCAUUGAAAAUAGAUGAGUUGUUUCUCUGUAUUCAUAAUGUACAUGAAAGAUGAAAUUAAUGUCUAUGAAGUAUAAUGUGCUAAUUCUUGUUAUUGACAUAAUCCCAGGAUUCUAGAAAAAAAAAUGAAGAGUGAUGAUUCAUUGAGGGUAGAACUUCUCAGAGAUCAUGAGUUAAACUGAUCUUGACAGUGUUUUUUUUUUUUUAAAAAAAAAACAAAAAACAAUUCUAUGUUAGGGAUUGUAUGUCCCUUAGUUUGUGAGGUAUGGUGUGGCCAUAAAGGUCAACGGAUGUUAUAUUCUGGAAAGUCAUGUAUUUUACCUACCUCAAAAUUGAAGUUGAGAUUGUCCCCUCCUGCCUCACAAAUCCUUCAGGAAGAUAAUAAAGUCUCCCUUGGUUUAUGAGUGAGCAAAGUUGACUAAGGAAUACACUAGUAGAUUCUCCUGAGACUUUUGUAAACAUUGUAGAGGCAACUGGCCAGUCAAGGCUGUGUUUUCAGAAACUUGUAAAAUCUCGUAUUCUAUCUGCUAAAAGCAGCCCCAGCUGUUAAAACAGGCACCCAUCCCAAAAGUGCACAGUUUACAUUUCCUGGACAUACAGAAAAUAUUUCUACUUAUCAAGAACUUAAGCUCCACAAAAGCCUUUGAGAAGCUACUCUGUCAUUACUAUCUGAAAACAUGAAUGGAAAAUUCUUAGGGCUGCUCUUCUCUUCCUUUGUUACCUUCUAGUAAUAAUAAAUGUUCUCAAACGGUGCUAGCAAUCGCCCUUGUUACAGGGGGUCCUGACUAACUUCUGAGAAAUAACUUCAUAUCAUUUCCACUUUGCCCUGAACUAAUUCCUAAAUAAUCUGACAGGCCAUUUCAGUACCUUUUGUAGAAAGAAUUCCUGUUUAAAAGAGGUAGUCGUCCUAGUCUCUGGUUAGUUCAUACAUCUGCUGUGUAAUAAAAAAUGAACUGUCAGAAGCCGUCUAGUUUUGAUAUAUCACAUUGAAAGAGAGCAGUACAUGGAGCUUAGAGGGUGGCCAUUAUGACUAGAGUAGCUUAUCUCCAUCUGUGACUUGUCAAGAUAAAUUUGGAGGGGAUGUUUUUAUUGUUUGGUGCUUUAAGACUACCCACUCUGUCUCAUUGCUGCUUCUUUACAAACCCUAAAUAUCUAAAGUAAUGGUUUCUGUGUUACUGUGACCAUGAUACAAGACAGUAGCAAAGAGGGGAGGUUUGUGGGGUAUUUUCCCUUUAGACAUAUUGGAGUUUCCCUAAAAACAUUUGGCAGGGACUCAAAGUCAUGAUGGACCAGGGAACUAAAAAGGAGCCAGCCACAAGCUACAGUAUAGGCCAACCUCUUAACUUUGAAAGGCCCUCCCCUAGAGACCUACUUCUGAGAAGGUCCCACCUUUAAAAUCUCUUCCCCACCAGUAGGAAAUAAGUAUCCCAAAAGCCAAAAUAAUGACUUGGCUGGUCUGCUUUGGAUCUUAUCUUGAAUUGUCCCGGAGGUAGUUUAAUUCUGAUUCUCCAUUUAAAUAGCAGUCAUUGAUUACUAAAAAUUAUAAAUUUAAUCUCAUGUGAGGGCCUGUAGAUAUCAAUUCCUAUCAAACCUAGAAAUACAACUCAUUUAAUUAACACUACUUAAAGAAUAAUUAUUGCCGCAGACCCUCUGGGCCCUUUUGUCUGCAUGGAAUGGGUCUCUAGGUGCAGGUGGGCAAAGCGUUGGAUGAAAGAAGGGAGCCAGGUGCAAACUAGUCUUGUAAAACCCACCACCAGGGGUUCUGCACUAGCAGACCUUAUCAUGAAUACUGCAAUGCCCCAACACCCUAUUUCCUGGGUCUAGAGAAGAAUAUACUAACUUGCUUCUAAUAUGAAGCUCUAUACCAAGCUGUAGAGAAGAUCUCUGUCUCGGUGGGAUUCCCUAGCUCUAUUGUUCCCUAGUUUGGGUGAGAAUUGCUACUGUCCUUGGUAAAUAUUUUGUAGACCAGCUCUGACCUACUGUCUUUGUAAUGCUUAAUUAUUAACUGAAUAGGUAACUUCCUUUCUGCAGUCCUGCGGGAUUUCAAGCUCUUCAAGCUUGCAGGCUUCUGGGACCUUGGAACAAUGUGAAGGCUUAAUUAUAACAGAAUUUAAUCUUAAAAAGCAUUUAUAAUAAAAUAUUAAAAGAGAACUCGUAGAUCCAUACACCAGACUAAUGCGGGAAUAGAGUAUGAGUAUGAGAACGCCAAAACUCCAGGAAGUGAGCUUCCUUGAAACUCUGCCUCGUGAGUGGCUUUUAGGCUACACAGCCUGUCAAGCUGACUUGACCGGAGUUCAUGGCAAAUUAUAAUAGAGGAAUGCUUGGUUUUUUUGCUUUAGAAAGCAUGCUCUUUUCCUGUAGUCUACCCAAGUUGAAAUCUACACUUGCAAACCUUUUUACACCUGUUCUUAAUAGAUGUCUCACCUAAGCAGUGAGAAGCGUGAUUUUGGCUUCAGCUAGGCUUUACAUUCAGAGUAUAAGGAGAGUAGGAUAACAGAAUUGUGGUCACUGAGUAUGUUGUGUAACUCCCAUACUUCGCUGUAGUAGCUUCAAGCUGAUUUUAAAAUGAUUGCUAUAUUUCUUUCAAAAGAAUUCAAAAUUGCAUUGGAAUAGACCAUUAAGCUUAACAUAUGCAGGAAAGGAAAACAGUUCAGAGGGUAUAGGCUCACCACAAUAUUGGGGGUAGGGAUAAGAAAAAUAGAGAUGCAAGUAUUGGAAGGUAGAGUGAGGUAUACUAUGGCGCAUGAGAAAACUCAAGGACAGGAUAAUAGCCAGAUACUACUGUUACAGUUUUAUUUGACAAGGAAAGUGGCCUGAAGCAAAUGUGUAGAGAUUGAGCGUUUACUGCUAAGUGCUCAAACCUGGACUUUGUCAGUCACUUCCAACAUACUGAAUUAUCAUAGGCUAAAUACUGGGAAAGUGGUGUGCAGAGAUUAAACUGUUUAAAAGAAAUAAUGUUUAAGGCAUGAAAGGGUUGGGGAAGGCUGGCACUGUAGGAACAUUUCUGUGUUCUAUCCAAACAUUGAAACUGAUCUGCAGGCCCGCACUGAUAGGGAAAGAUUGGAACUUGGAAAUUUUAAAGUUAAGGAAAUACUGAGAAUCGGUCAGUUAACACUCUGAAAAGCUAUUCAAAGCAUAGUUUAUGAUUCCUUGAUAGAACUCGUGUAUUCGUUUUCAACUAAAUGUUACAAGGAAGGCCUAUCCUAAGGAAGAUAUAUAACGAUAACCUAUAAAGCAAGUUUACAGUAUGAAAUUAAAGUUGCACGUCACAGAAUAACAAAGCUAGGUAGGUUUUAUGAAUACUUGGACUGGUGAGGAAACAUAGAUCUUUUAGUGGGCCAUUGUUCUUGCCUUUUCAUAAAUCAACACACAAAAUCUGGUCAUGGUUUUAAAUAAAUGUAGAGUAAUUCUUUUCAAUUACUUCAAUCACAGGUUAUCUUUCUCAGAAAUCCACUUUAAUGUUUCAUCACGUAAUAGGAAAAAAAAAAAAUGACAAUACUGUGAUAAUCCUUCAGUCCCUAAGUGAUUACUAUGACCUGUCACAAAGACCAGAGAUAAAUAUAGAGUUCAGGAUAAUAUUCAGGACCAUCAAAGAAUGGAAAUUUAUAUCAUUAAAAACUCAGGAGCUAGGGUCCUCUCUAUUUCCUUUUCCAUUCAUUGGUAAACUACAUUUGAUAACUUGCAUACAACAGAUAUGCCAGGCACCACUAAGGUCAAAAUAGUCAAUGUAGAAUAAAACGAACACUACUCAAGGAACCUAGAUUUUGGUUGAGACCAAGACCCAGAGAGUGGGGAAACAAGGAACAUACAAAACCCCUAAUGAAGACCAAAGAGAACCUGAAUGAAUUUACAUGGGGUAUUCACAGAAGUCUAGUCGAAGAAUUUAAUGGAUAGGCUAAGACCUCCUGCAGAUAAAGAUUGUAACCAAAGAAAUGAUAUAGCCAAAAGAUACCUUAAAAAUUGAGGUAAUAGAAAAAUAGAAAACUAGUAAAGGGAAUUAAACAUAAAGAGUUAUACAAAGAAUGGUGUAAAUUGGAGAUUUUAAAAAAAGAAAAAAAAAAUCAAAGGGCUUUGAGCCGUAAAAAAUGCUGGCUUAUUCCUGUGAAAGUUUUAGUUGUAAGGGCCCGGAUGGUAUAACCACUGUCUAACGUUGCAGUCAUAAAUACUUAAGGAUGAAGUGAAAACAGUUUUUGUUCUUAUUCUGACCUCCAUACAACAGAUAUUCUUAGAAAAGAAGCCAGCACCCUUUAUAUUAGGGUUGACCAGAGCUGGCCCAUCAGUCAGCUAAAAAGACCAAAGGGAAGAUAGAAUUAUAGCAGGCUCACGUGUUUUCCUCACGCAAAUCACAGUAACUGCAGGUCUCUGGUAUUGUGUAUGAGCUGCUUCAUCUUCCUGAACACAUUUCAUAUUCUGCUGUGGUCCAUGCUUGCCAGGGCUGUAGAAGGAAGGCAAUUGUACAAACAUACUUCGUAACCAAGUUGACAGGGUCCUGAGAGUGCCACUUUUAUCUCUUACUACUAAACUCUUGCCUCCCUUCUGGUAUCACCAAUCUGAAACUCUGUUGUGGUACCUCUACGUCUCCCAUCCAGGUGUGUAAAUUCAUCCUCAUAAGCAGUUAGACAGCCCUCCAUGCUGAAUUCAUAUCUAUUGUAAUACAAGCCGCCUUCUGGAACUCCAGAACGAAGAAAUGAACAUUCUGCCCUCCAAAAGCACACAGAGUUACAGCGGAGGAGCUAGCAUGCUGCUAUCAUUAUUUAAACGAAGAAAAACACUGUAGACAAGAUGAAAGAGCUAAUAAAAAUGUGUUCUUAUUCCUGAUUCUAAAACUUUAGCAGCUGGGCUUUCCCAUGAGGAGAAAUGUUGCAUAAAUAACCCAGCCAGGAAGCAGGGGCUAUGAAAAAGUCUAACAGAGUGAUAAAUGGUCUUGAAUAUGCUGCUUAUCACACCUGGUGGAGUUACAAGGGACUAAGUGGUCACUGGAAGAUCCUGGUGCUGGCAUGUGCCAUCAGCAGCUGCAGAAUCUGUUACCUGGGUCAUGUGUCACCCAUUCCUCAGUAACUUUCUUUCACAGUGUUCUUCUGAAACACUCCAUCUAUCCCAUGGGGACCUUUUCUGCUCCAUCCAGAUUUGUCAUCCUUUCAUCAUGUAAUCAGAGAAAAAGAUGGCUCUCAGAAAACAAACGUUACCCUUAAAAUCAAACUUGAUUUGUAUAUAACUUUAAAAAAGCAAAUACUCUGUGUGUCUUCUACACUUAUCCACAUAACCUAAAACUGAUGACACAUUUUUUUUUUUACUCCCUACAUUCUCCUUUCAAUAAAGCAUGUGCAGUCACAGACACAAAGGCUGAAAAGUGUCAUGAGAGUGAGGUAUAGGCAUUCAGCCUGAAAGGUAAAUGCAGCUCCUAUCCAUGUGCAUGAGGCAACACGACAGUACGGAACCACAGUUCAAGUGGUAGGUCGAAUUUAGAAAAAAAAGUCUCCUCACUUGUUUGGAGAAGAUGACAAAAUCAUUCCCAGCCUUGAGAGCCCUGGAUUUAUAGUAAGUGUUGCUAUGCACUAGUCUCUACUAUUUCCCAGCAGUUUCUGAAUUAUGGACAAAGAGCUCUUGGAGGAAGAACAAGGUGUGUGUGGGUGUGGGUAUUUACAUUUCAAAUGUUAUCCUCCCUUCGUGUUUUCCCCUCCACAAACUCCCUAUCCAAUCUCCCCUCCCACCAGCUUAUAUGAGGGAGCUCACCCACCCACUCCCACCUCACCUUCCUAGCAUUUCCCUAUGCAGGGGCAUCAAACCUCCACAAGACCAAGGGUCUCCCAUCCCAUUGAUGCCAGAUAAGGCAAUCCUCUGGUACAUAUGCAGCUGGAACCAUGGGUCCCUCCAUGUGUACUCUGGUUGGUGGUUUAAUCCCUGGGAGCUCUGGGCAGGAGGGAAGGGGAUCUAGUUGGUUGAUUUUGUUCUUCCUAUAGGUUGCAAAGCCCUUCAGUCUUUCCCUAAUUCCUCCAUUGGGUUCCUCAUACUCUGUUCAAUGGCUGACUACAAGCAUCCCAUCCGCAUCUGUAUUGGUCAGGCUCUGACAGCCUCUCAGGAGACAGCCAUACCAGGCUCCUGUCAACAAGCACUUCUUGGCAUCAGCAAUAGUGUCUGGUUUUGGUCUCUGUAGAUGGAAUGGAUCCCUAAGUGGGACAGUCUCUGGAUGUCCUUCUCUUCAGUCUCUGCUUCAGGUUUUGGUUUUCUUUGUCCAAGAUAAAUUCUGGGAAAAUCUCAUUGUAGCUGAAUUUCUACAUUUGUAAAAUGUACCCAGUGAUUUAUCUCCCUAACAUUUCGUGAGGGCUUACUUUGAUCUAAGUCACAAAAGACCUGUGAUUAUAAGAGGAGUUGCUUCAGGAGGGUAAAUGGAUGGGCUUCUUAAGAGGAUUCAUAAGAAUGAGCUUACUCGUGGGCCAUGCUGUGCACAGAGGAUAUCCAGAACAACCUCAAAGAAGAUGUAGGUAGGAGACAACAGAAAAAGUACUGUUAGGAUUUCAAUGGCUUAAUGUUUUCCAUAUUUCUCUGCCUUCUGUUAUUUGUAUUUGCUGUUAUCCAAGGACAUAGACUAACAUUUCUGCCCUAGAAUGGCAUGAAUUACUAGGUAAAAGAUGAUUCCUUCCCUCAGAAUCUCAAACCCCAUGCUCAAGAAAGGGUUCAAUGGGCCUCCUUUAGAAUAACAUGGCACAACUUUUGUAACAUGACUUUUUCACAAUAAAAAAAUUAAAAUCUUUGGUUUACAGAGAAUUUACAAAAUGUACACUAAGAGAAAAGAAUUUCUAGUAAGAGUACAAUGUACUAUUAAUUAUGCAAAGACAUCUAUAAAGAUUUUUUUAAAUUAUUUUCACCAAAUGAAAUGAAAUUGGCCAUAAUGGCCUGACCUUUAUCCUCCUUCCACCUAGCAAUGUCAUAAACAUGUAUGCACAACUUAAGAAAUUUGCUAUUAUACCAUAUAAAAUAAUUUCAGAGCAUUCUACUAUAGUUGUAAUUUAUUUAAGCAAGUUUGUUAUUCAUCACAAAUUGUUUCCACUCUGGAAAUGGCAUACUUAAAAUGUAGCAUAAACCAAAUCACAUUAGUGUCUUCAAGAGUAAUUUCACACAAGUACUUUAAAAAUGGUACCUCAUUUCCACUGCCUGGGUAGGACCCAGGAUGAGCUGUAUACAUGAUUUAGACUGUUAGCUUAUCUCCUGGGGGGGGGGGGGGGGAGUUAGUUGGAUAAUUACACUUCACCAAAUAUAUAACUUGUAGUCACAAAAUAUAAAUGCUUAACAUUUAUAUUUCAUAAACUUUUAAUAAAUUAAGGGACAGUGCAUUUUAACUAAUUCCCUCUCCUCAUCUUGAGUGUCUGUAUGAUGUAGUACAUACAUUAGAAAAGGGACUCAAUAGCUAGAACACCAUAUUUGAACCCACGUCUGCUUUGCAGGACAUUUCACAAAGUGGAGGUUUACUUGGUUUGUGAAGCUCUUAGUGGGAAAUAAAUGGUUGCCAGGAUGAAGAAAAGACUAGAAAGUCUUGGAGUCUGAUGGAGAUAGAAUAACAGACACCAGAGCUUCAUGGGUGAGCAGAGGUGGAGUGUGAUUUAUUGUGAGCAACAGCCUGAAUGCCAAUUGACAUGUCUUAACGGCCUUUGUGUCUAGUUUGUUACACAUCCAAAAUGCAGUGGGGCCAAAUCUCCAUUUAAAUAAUACUGAGGGGAUCUAGUUACUUCAUUGAAGUUACCAAUUUCUUAAGAUUUAUUUAUUUAUUUUAUGUAUGUGAGUAUUCUGUCACUUUCUUCAGAGACACCAGUAGAAGGAAUUGGAUCUCCAAUUAUGGUUGUAAGCCACCAUGUGAUUGCUGAGAAUUGUACUCAGGAACUCUGGAAGAGUAGUCAAUGCUCUUAACCACUGAGCCAUCUCUCCAGCCCUGAAGUUAAUAAUUUUUUAAUCUAUGAGAUGCAGUAUUGACAUAAUCAUUAAAUAUGGAAUAAAGUUUUGACAGAAAAGAA